Messenger RNA from Brassica napus (rape), 1365 nucleotides. Its product is annotated as elongation of fatty acids protein 3-like. Gene Ontology annotation, cellular component: endoplasmic reticulum membrane. Gene Ontology annotation, biological process: sphingolipid biosynthetic process; fatty acid elongation, monounsaturated fatty acid; fatty acid elongation, polyunsaturated fatty acid. The record is from RefSeq and is a predicted model, not a curated record. NCBI's taxonomy places the organism in Eukaryota, Viridiplantae, Streptophyta, Magnoliopsida, Brassicales, Brassicaceae. The transcript has a single exon. Gene Ontology annotation, molecular function: fatty acid elongase activity. The coding region runs from base 264 to 1148 and encodes 294 amino acids.
UCUCCCGUUUCUUCCAACAUCUCCCCGAGUUCAGACCAGCGCCGGGAAAGCGGAGACGGCGUGGAACCCAGCGAUGCAAUUGCAUCGGUUUACUCCAUGUUACAAUAUUCACGACGCAAUGGCAUUGGUUUACGCAAUGACAUCGAAUUUCAUUAAUGAUAUGUAUCUAUUUUACGCUAUAGCGUUGGUCAAAAAUGAGUAUUUAUAUAUAACCUCUAUUUACUAUAUCGUCAAACUUCAACCCCUACAAACCUAGCCGGAGAAUGGAAUCGGUUUACUCCACCCUAACCUACUGGCUCGUGAACCACCCCAACAUUGCCAAUUUUACGUGGACUGAAGGUGAAACCCUUGGCUCCACCGUCUUUUUCGUCUCCGGUGUAGUCACGGCUUAUCUAUCCGCCACAUUCCUCCUCCGACAUGUCAUGGUUUCACUCCCCUCACUCGGUCCACGAAUUCUCAAACCCAUCACAGCCGUCCACAGCCUCAUCUUGUGCCUCCUCUCCCUAACCAUGGCCGUUGGUUGCACUCUCUCCCUAGCCUCGUCUUCUGACAUUGUACCAUCACACCCGACAGCUCGUUUCUUCCGGGCGAUUUGUCUCCCUAUGGACGUGAAGCCUAGCGGACCGCUCUUCUUUUGGGCUCAAGUCUUCUACCUCUCGAAGAUCCUCGAGUUUGGAGACACACUCCUCAUCAUACUUGGCAAAUCAUUCCAGCGCCUCUCGUUCCUCCAUGUGUAUCACCACGCGGUGGUUGUGAUCAUGUGCUUCCUCUGGCUCCGAACCCAACAAUCUAUGUUUCCGUUCGGGCUUGUGGCGAAUUCGACAGUCCAUGUCAUCAUGUAUGGUUACUACUUCCUCUGCGCCGUAGGAAUGAGGCCUAAGUGGAAGAGGCUGGUGACGGAUUGUCAGGUCUUGCAGUUUCUUUUGUCCUUUGCAUUUGGCGGUUGGAUGUUCCAAGAGCAUGUUUUCGGGUCGGGCUGCUCCGGUUUUUGGGCUUGUGCUUUCAACGGUGUGUUUAAUGCUUCUCUUUUGGCUCUCUUCUUCAACUUCCGUUCCAAGAAUUAUGCGAAUAAGACAAGACUGGAUACGUGGGCAGAAAUGGUUAAAGAUGUGGGUAAAAAAGCGAUUAGAUCCAAAAAGACUGAUUAAAUCAUUUUGAAUGGUUAAAUAUCGGUCUCUUGAUGUGUUGUUACUCGAAAUUGAUGUUGGGGUAGCUCGAAAUUGUUUUAUUCUGAAUAAGAUGACAAGAUAUAAAAAUGUCACAUAAAUCAUGUAAUGGCUUCAUUGUCUGGUUCUUAGAUUGCAUAUCUUAGGUUGGGUCAUCUUUCGAAUCCAUACCCAAACCCUAUCCGAAAAACCCGAACAG